UUAGCCUGUAUCUAUGCAGGCAGCACAUUACGUGACACGCACCAAGAGAGACAGACCGUAAUGUCCUUGUCUCUCGAGCGAGUCUCGAUGGCAUGGAAAUGCUAGGCCUGGAUCAAAACAACACAACCCAUGCUGGGUCGGGUUCAGUUUGAGCUUCACCUUCGUGACGGUCAGAGGUUUCCACUGGUUGGGCACUGGAAAUGGGACUUCUUAUUCCUUUUGCUCGAUUGUUGCACUGGAUUUUGGAGCUGGACUGGGAAUUGUGAUUACCUAUAGGUAGUGUGAGAGUCGAUUCGAUGGUGUGAUGCAAGGAUGUGAUUUUUGUGCGGACUGUCGAAGAAUUUUUCGAAGAAGUUUUGAAGUUGUGGUGUUUAUCGAAUAAAUCAAGUGGAUUAUGAUGUACUCUUGAAGGAGUACAUGAUUUCCAGCACCAAAACAUUGUGUAACGCGUAGAAGGGAAAUAGACAUAAUAGUAAGUGAACGGAAUGGCAGUGAUGUGAAAACUCAGCUGGUUUAGGGGGAGCAACAGGAGAAAGCGGGCUCACAGCAGGGAAAGUGAGGUGAGGGUGGUUGAACAGAAACCAUUCCCGUCAGACCUAUUCAGUUGAAAGUACAGGGGAAAAAAAACAUAUUAUUGAGCUGCAGUCAGACAGACCGAACGGAACCAUAACGCCAGCCAGGACGCUGCACGCUGUGAACGAACGCUGCUAGUUGGUUUGAAGUUCAAGAGACGCCAGGGGAUUCGUGUCGACAGUUCCACGUGUAGCUGGCAAAAUGUGCCCACAAGCGUAAUCGAUAAUUUUAUGCUCGGAUAGAGUGAAAGACGCCCGCGGAGUAACGUUGUGUGUUAUCAUUGUAUUACAUUGCAAGAGAGGGAGAAAGUGACGUGCAAAAAUAAUAAAUUGAAAAAAAAUAAUGUGAGGAGGAAAGGACAAGGAGCAGUGUCAGCGCUGAAGUGCAACCGGAAGAAGCGAGAACUUGUGCACGUAAUUGGAUAUUGAACGGUGUCCGGAGGCUCACAGAAGAACAGAGCAGUCAGCAAUCAACCCAGUCAGCAACCACCUGUCCAUCGCUUCCGUAGCCAUGAAUAAUCACGGUUCGGACGUCUUCCAUCACGAUCAACCAACUCAACAUCUUUCCCGCCACUUCCACCGAUGGACCGCUCCGGACCAUCUCUCACCGGUCCGGGGUCCUACUGCCCGUACAGCACCGACUCCAGCUCUUCGGCGCGGUCCUACAUCCGUCCGUUCGACACUAUAAGAGCUCUGCACGAAACGAUUGUUUCGCUCCGGACGGCACUGGAAGACUCCCGUCGGGAAAACGAACGACUACAGAAGCAAAUUAACGUGCGGGAUGUUGUGGAAGAGGGUCGAGGAUUUCUAAAAGACUACAAUAGCCAUACUUAUGGAAGCACCUCGAAGGAUCUGAACACUAGUGUGGAAACGGAAGACGCCAGAGCGCAGGACAAGAAGUCGAAGAAAGUGAAGAAGCGCAGGAGUAGACCUCCGGGCGAAGAUACGGGGGAUUCUAAGGUUGACCCCGGAGAAGAAGACGAAAGUCAACCACGGCUACAGGAGGCGAAAGACGAACCUAUCAAAAAGAAGCACUCACCGAGGGAUGUACAAAGCCAUCAGAAGGUUUCAGUAGUUCCGGAUAUCCAAAUAGUUUCGCAUCCGCCAUCGGGAAGCGGGCACCCAGCCAUGGCAUCGCGAAUUGACGUGAAGAUCAAGGUUUCGUCCAACAUCAACGUGGACGGAAGCAGCUCGGAGGCGGACAGUUCCGAAGCAACUGAACAAAAGAAUGUGGAAACGAAGGAACAGGACGCUUCGGAAACUCCGGAAGACGAAGACAAAACCAUAGGCGAAGAAGAUUCAGAAGAAGCGAAAGAGAACGUAACGGUCAAAGAAGAAUUCAUCAAGGGUGACGCGUCGAAUGUGAAGAUCAACCUGACGAACGAAGAGAAUCUGAGUGUGACCAGAUCUACGGAAGGCAUCAACAUUCGACAGACGUCGUCGGAGAAUCUGCAUGUGGAUGUGGACCGGCAGAGCAAUCCGUCGAUUUCAGAAGGUGACAAUUCAGUGUUCACAGAAGGUGCCACAACUCCGGUGGAUCAAGAGGGAGCCGCCGGAUACACGGCACCCGAGCCUAGGACUUCCGUGAAGAAAAGUGAAUCGGAAAACCAAGAAGAGGUGGACGAUAUCGAGUUGAUAUUUUCGUCGGACGAUAACAAGGACGUUAUCCAGGAAGAUUUAGUGUCCAUUUCGGACUUUGAACCAUGGCAAGAAAGUGGGCAGGCGGGAACGCCUGUUCUCAUCAAGUUCAAACAACUGUCAUCGGAUCAGGAAUCCAGUCAGAAAGGAUCGAUGGAUCGAAGUGAUAGUGAAGUAGUGGAAGGCGAUGGAUCCAAUAGGGACCUGUUGCCGAAAGAUAAGAGUCUGGAGAGUCAGGAUUCGCUAAAUUUAGAAAGUGCAAAAAAGGGGGUAGAUUUUAGGGCAAACUCGUCCAGUCUGGAAAAGGAUAGUAGUUUAGAUUAUGGUGCAAGUGGGGAUGUGAAAAGGGAAGACAGCUUUGAUGUUGGUGCUACCAGUGGAACGAGUGGAUUAGGGAAACGUUGGACGAAUUAUAAUGUGUUGAUCGAGACGGAUAUUUCGAAAUGUGGGAUCGCAGAGGAGAACAUAUUGGAGAUGGGUAGGCGGAAUACGUGUCCUAAUCCUCCGGCAUACAGACCUAUCAUCCACACAGGAUCCCGAUCACCGGCAGCCGCCUCAAACCGAAGUCCGCUGGCCGUGAAAUUCUCCCGAAGUCCUCGUACCUACUCGCCGCAUCAGUAUCUUCCGCCGGGCAAAACCCUCCGGACGGUAACGGCCGCGGACAGUUCCGCUUUCGGAGGCGACGAAGCCAAACGUUCCCGGGCAGCCCAAACCGACAUCACGGCCCUCUCGCAGCAGUGGCGCUCGGAAACUCAUCUUCCGGUGUCAGAGUACGGUUCCGGACUGUACACUCUACCCUCGAAGUUCGUUCCACCUCCGUCGACGGGAAGUCGCAAGUUUACGCUGCGGCCAUCAGAUAAAACCCAAGAGGCUCGUCGAGUGCUGCUGAGCGAUAUCAAUUUCACCAGCAUGGUACCGGAGCUGUCGCGCUCGGCGGACCACCUCUGCCAGCAGCCGGAGGAACAGGACGAGGAGUCGAAUGACGAGAACCGCUCACCCAACUACUGCAAGGGCAAUCUGCUCAAGACGCCGGAAACGGUCAAGGGAAUACCGCCGAGCUACAGCAUGACUUCACCGGGCGUUUCCCAAUGGACGGUCAACGAAAGCAGCAUCGCUACACAAACCACCCAAACCGAAGCGUACUGGGCUGACCGUGGAGACUCGUUCGAUUCGUCCAAAAGCUACUCGCUGGGGUCCCGAUACAGUACCCUCAGUAAGCAUCAUCGUUCUCGGAGUGUACCGUCGAUUCGUUGUGCCGUCUGCCGGCACAACCAUCAGAACACGUCGCUACGAGCCUCGGAGAGUAUGCACUACACUCCGAGGGUAACCUUCCAAGAGCCUACGCACAAGAUACGGGGAUCUCUACCGGAUCUGAGGCACGACUGUAACUGCCCUCGCCGGUACGGUGGCCCUUCACUGUACAGAAUUCAUGGUGACUCCGGAGGAUCCACGGACAGCCUUCUGGAGGAGGCUGAGGAUUUCUUGCGGAGGUCCAUCGAAGGUAACAUCAUGCUGGAGGAUCCCGGAGGCCACUGCGAACCUCCAUUGCCUCCACAUCCGCUACAUACCGUAGGGUCGGCGAAGCAUCGAAGGUGCUCGGAGAACGACAUUCAACGGGACUACAUCCCCUCGAAACAGGCACUGCCCUUCCUGCCAAAGACCGCCAAAUGUCUCAAGCCGGGCCACCUGGCGAAGGUAAUAGCACGCAGCGGGCGGGUGGUGGUCGGAAGGGUGCGCUAUAUAGGCCCGCUGGCGGGCGGUAGCGGAGCUGCCUUUGGGGAUCCGGACGAAAUCUACGUUGGCCUACAGCUUCCCAACAACGUGGGCGAUUGCGAUGGGACGAUUGACGGACGGAAGUUUUUCGAGUGCGAACCACAGCACGGAAUCUUCGUCCCCUUCAAGAAGGUCGUCAUGGCGUGGAACUCCUAAGAUAGUACCUACCUACAGGAUACCUACCACGGACAGGAUACCAGUGGAAAAUGGCGAUGCGAUGGAAGGAAAAGUGAGACACGUAUGUGAUUUGUCGGCCUAUUGGCGCACAUCUUCAACGGGAGUCAUCGUGGGUGGGGCGGCGGGCGUGCAAGGCAUAUAUGUUCCGUUCCUCCUUGCAGAAAUGGCAAGGGUGACAGACACAAGACUUGAUGUACUUAUCUGUAUCACCGCAGAAGGAAUAGGUAUAGGUAUUUAUUUGGGUUCGAAGACAGAGGAUGGUGCGGCGCAAUUAUUCAAGGAUCAGUUCAAAACGACCCUUGUCACUUUGGAUCGAAUGGUUUUGUGUUAUUCACAACUUGAAAACUUCUCUGUCAUAUUCAUAGGUUUGAGCUUCGGAAUGUCCUGAUGAGGUGGGGGAAGUAAGGCAAUUUCCGUUGAAAAGUUGAUCGUUAUAAAACCGGUUGCAACAGAAUUCCUGUCAUUCGAUUCGGAAUACGGACAGAUGUCACUCGGACACAUUUGUUAUCUGAACCACUUAACCCAAAUUAUGUAUAUUGUCCACUAGAACUGUUAUGUUACUAAAUCAUAAUCCCUUUUUAGUGAUCUAGCAUAAACUGCGUAAAUUAGUAUUGCGCUAACUUUCUUUUAAUGAUACAUUUUCCAUUAUCCCGUUCCCGUCAUUAAAUCUUCAUUAUGGAAAAAGUUCUAUUCCGUUCUUCCUUAAUUGUUGGCAGAAACUGACUUGCAAACAAAUUUUAUUAUUACCACACCCACGGCCCGAUACCCUCAUCAUAACCCAUAUUCGUCACCAUCACCCUUGGCUCGAGUCGCCCAAUUAAUCGAUACUUAGCGCCCGCCGUCGUCGAUCCGGUGGCGACGAAACGCACCGUUAAGGACUAUUCGAUUUCCAUCUUCUAUGAUGGACGGGAAACGGAAAAGUUAGCUUGCCUAAUUGGUUUAUACACCAUCAUCUGUGACCGGAAUUUCCAUUUUAAUGAGCUGAAUUUGCACGUCGGGACAAACAUCAAGCAUCUUCAACGAAUUCAACUGGUAGGAAAAACGUGC
This is a messenger RNA of Aedes albopictus (Asian tiger mosquito), 5207 nucleotides long. RefSeq lists its product as uncharacterized. NCBI's taxonomy places the organism in Eukaryota, Metazoa, Arthropoda, Insecta, Diptera, Culicidae. The record is from RefSeq and is a predicted model, not a curated record. Bases 1155 to 4139 code for a protein of 994 amino acids. The transcript is spliced from 9 exons.